CUACGGUCCCUCACUGUGUGUCUAGCUACGUCAACUGCGCAUAUUCAAUCAUAGUGUGAAACCGGUUGUCUGUCACUACACAGAGGUACCUGUUUGCUGUUUUUCCACUGAUUUUUCAGAAGUAGCCAUUAAUAGGAGGUUGGGGAAGUAAAGCCGCAGGAAAAUGUCGAAGCGACGGAUCACCCAGGAAACAUUUGACGCUGUUGUCCGGGAAAACAUGGAGGAGUUUGAGAUGGAUCCAGAUGAGGCUCUGAGGGAAGCAGUGGAGCAGUUUGAGUCUCAGGGUGUGGAUCUCAGUUGCAUAGUGCAGGUUGUACCAAUGGGGUCAUCUGAUGACAGUCAAGGAGAGCAAACGCAUGAGGUCUUACAGGCUUUGGAAUCUCUCAGGGUUGGAAAGGACACCGCUGCCCUACCUGAUGUGACAGCAGACAUAAAAUGCUUCACUGAGCAGUGCUCACUUGGAUUUGCGCGGAGGUACCUGGCUGCUCAGAAAGGCGCGUACCCCAUCGUCCUCUCCUACUGCAAAAAGAACAUGGAGGAGCAGGAUUCUGCCCUUGCUGCGCUGUCUGCUCUGGCAGCGCUGACAGAUGGACAGCCAGACCUGUUGGACGAGGAAGGACGGCAGUUCCUUUUAGAUGUUCUUCAGAAGUACCAGGUAGAUUCCUCGGUGACGUGUGCCGCCAUCUGUGUGGUGCGUCACUGCUGCAUAAAACAUGAGCAGAACAGGCAGGAUCUGGUUAAAGGUGGCGUCCUGCCGCUGCUGACUGGUGCCAUAACACGACACAGUGGAUCCGCUGAGCUUGUUAAAGAGGCCUCGUCUGCUCUCAGGGUCAUAACCUUUGAUGACGAUGUCCGAGUUACUUUUGGGCACGCUCAUGAACACGCCAAGAGUAUUGUCCUCGAGCACAGUGGACUGAAGAUUUUAAUUGAGGCUGCAAAAGCUCACCUUAGCAACACUUCUGUUCUGAGCGAACUGUGUGCAACUUUAUCCCGACUGGCUGUCAGGAAUGAGUUUUGUCAAGACAUCUGUGAUCUGGGAGGAUUAAAAUUCAUGAUGACUUUACUUGCAGACAGCUACGAGUCACCGGAGUUGGUGCGGCAGGUCCUUAGUGCCAUACGUGCAAUAGCAGGAAAUGACGAUGUGAAGGACGCGGUUGUAAACGCUGGUGGUGUUGACCUUAUUGUUAUUGCCAUGAACCGACAUACGAGCAACCCUGCUGUCUGUGAGCAGGGCUGUGCAUGCCUCUCUGUUCUUGCCUUACGAAAACCCAACAACUGUAAUGUCAUCAUGGAGAACGGAGCUGCCAUUGCCGCCGUGCAGGCAAUGAAGACUCAUCCUGAUGCAGCGAAUGUACAGAAACAAGCAUGCAUGCUGAUUAGAAACCUUGUUGCAAGAAUGCCUAACUACAGCCUGCAAAUCCUGGAGCUGGGAGCAGAAGGUCUGAUAGCUCGGGCUGUGCAGACACAUGAGGACUGUGGUGAUGUGGGUAAAGCUGCUCUCAGAGAUCUGGGUUGCAAAGUGGAGCUUCGAGAGCUGUGGACUGGGAAACAUGGCAGCAUCGCCAACUAAGAGUGGAGUAAAACAACAGUACAGAUGUUACAACUUUAAUAUCUGCAGAAAAUGCUGUAAGAUUGCUGCACUGUGCUCAUGGACAAUAAUUGAAUACAAAUAAAACCUACCUGGCUACGAUGUUGAUGUUGGUAGAGUGAAACGCAGUGCAAAAGGAUUUUGUAUAGCUUUUGUUCUUUUUGUUUUAUUUCUUCCAUUUUUAUGUUCAUGAGAUAUUCGUUUUAGGGCUUUCUUCUUGAAUUUGCUGUGUAGCACUGUAAUAAAUUUGCUCCUAUGUUGGCUGAACCACAUUUCUAACACCAAUUGAAUGCCUUAUACUACUUUAUUUAUAGUUUGUGAUUUCUUUAUCUUUUUAUUCUUAUUUUUAAGCAUCUCGAUAUUAUACAGUUUUGCUUUUUGCGAGCAUUUUUAAUUGGUGUUUCAGUGACUAUUCAUAAAACAACCAUUUCCAAACAUUCCCUGUAUAAAAAAAAGUAAACAAAUGUAACAAAAGUA
This is a messenger RNA of Girardinichthys multiradiatus, 2065 nucleotides long. It is a transcript of the gene armc6, whose product is annotated as armadillo repeat containing 6. Gene Ontology annotation, molecular function: protein binding. The transcript has 8 exons. The coding region runs from base 164 to 1570 and encodes 468 amino acids. The record is from RefSeq and is a predicted model, not a curated record. Gene Ontology annotation, biological process: hematopoietic progenitor cell differentiation. Lineage: Eukaryota; Metazoa; Chordata; Actinopteri; Cyprinodontiformes; Goodeidae.